UAGGACUGUGAGGUAUUUCGGAUCGCCAUUUCACGAGGGAACGAUUGUAAAACGAUGAAAAAAUAAGCUAUAUAACUAUUCUAUUUAGCAAUCUGUGCAUAUCUUUAAGGAAAAUUUCGGAUUAGAUUUGUAAAAUUGAAAAAAAUAGAUAGAUAGUUUAUAAUUUUUGUUAUAGUGAUGCCCUAAUGUUUAUCGUUUAUGGGAUCAAAUUUAAUUUGGAAAGUUUUGUCUGUGAAGAAAAAUGAAUCUAUACAGCUAUACGGAUUAACAAAGCACAAUGAAUCUGUACACGGACAAAUUCACUUUAUACGGACAUUUGGACAGGCAAACGAGACAUCGAAAUUGUCCGCAGUUGCAAAUCGUCUGAUUGUUAUUAUAACGAUUUUUUUAAAAUCUCUCUUGUUCAUACAAUCAAAAUAAGUGUCUUAUACAGCUGCAGUUUUAUGAAAAUGCAACACUCACUCCGUCAAAGCAUUUCGUCCAAGCCAAGCUUGACUGACGCCGCCUAUGCUCGGAAUAUCUUAAAUUCAAGUACAAGUUCCUAAGAAGUGAUUCGAAAAUUAAGGGUGAACGCGCAGUGAUUUUUUUAAAGUCAGGGUAAAAUCGUGAUUGGUAAAAAUGUAAUGUCUUUAUGACACGGAGAAAAUGCGUCAUAUUUUCCGGAUGUUUUUUUGUUAAAGUUUAAAUUUGUUUUAAAUGUGUGUUUUAAUAUUGAGUAAACAGUGUUGAUAUUCUGUUAACCAAGCAUGGACCUAACUUUACAGUCGGUGUGUAUAUUAUGCGCAUAUCUCGGUUUCGUAAAAGGACAUUUUGAUUCCUCGCCUGGUUCAGAAGACGAGACUAUCCCGAUCGACAUUACAUACAAACACGGGAUUACAGAUAGAAAUUUAAUUAAUGUAAUGGUGACAUCACAAGGCGGGAGUGACGUCAUUUCUUUACGUCUUUCCCGUGUCAAGCGAAGUUUAGUGGCCCCAUCGCUUCUGGUCGUUACGGAUGGCGGACUCGAGGAGGAUGUUUUUGGUAACAGUUCAACGCGGCUCCAAAGCGAAAAAAUGUUCUACAAAGACGACAAAAACACAUCGGCAUUUUCUAUCGGCUGGAAAGACGGACAGAUCAGCAAAGUGCACGGACAUUUCGUCCGAGACGGGUUCCUCCAUUCUGUUCUAUCGAGGGAUGAGAGUGGCAAAGGUCAGGGGUCAUCAAGGUCAUCCGAAAAUACAACACAUGGGUUCUCAAGGUCGUCAGAUGUGUACGAAGGUCGAGUUCCUGUUCCCCACAUGAUGACAAAGUAUAAUUCAACCAUUGCCUUUUCCGGAGAUGCGAUACAAUUCAAUGAAUCCAAAGUUUUCACUAAAGAGAACCGACGGAAAAGGCAGUCAGUCGACCCUCAGCAUCUCUUUGUUGAAUACGUAGUAGUUACAGAUCACAAGAACUACCUCAAGUGGAAUGCAGAUGUCAGUGGCCAUAACAUGACAAGCGCAGAAAAGGAUUUAACUACCAAAUACAACAUGUUAGAGUUUUACCAACACGUGGUGCACGGAAUAGACGUUAUUUUCAAGACCCUUUCCACUCAGGACCUGCAAGUGGAGAUCGUUCUUACCGGCCUCGUAAUCUGUAAUGAAUCGAAUAUCUGCCCCUGGUCAGAGAAAAAUAAAAUCUGCGCCGAUUGUGAUACUGUGGACGACAAGGAAUGCUUGUUUGAUUUUUCGAAAUGGAGACAAAAUGUUCUUGGCCGCUUGUUGGAUCACGACCACGCCACAUUGUUCACUGGAUAUGAUUUAUACUACUCGUUGAUGCAGUCGAAAAAAACAGUCGGUCUGGCGUACAUGAGCAACAUGUGUCAGAAUGGUUCGGUAUCAUUGGUGGAGGAGAGGAGAAAUGCCUUAUCUAUACACAUUGCUGCACACGAGCUGGGACACAGUUUUGGUUCGAACCAUGACGGCAAUGUGCUAGCUGAAGCGUGUCCAGCAGAAGAUAAGUACUUGAUGGCCCCAAGCAUGUUAGGGGUGACUGACCCGGCUAAAGCCAGUCAUCCAUGGGGGUUCUCUCCCUGCUCAAGGGCCGAUAUCUACGACUACAUCAAUAGCCUAGACAGGAAUGGAAUGAAUUGUAUGCAGAAUAUUCCUAGUAUAUAUACCCCAGGACAAAGCAACGACGGAGCGGGUCUAGCAUAUCUACCAGACGACCAAUGCCAGGCGCAGUAUGGCAAACAGUCGGCUGUAUGCAGGGAAUAUCAUGUGGGCGCCUGGAGACAUAUUUGCUACAGCAUGGCCUGUCGUAUCCCGGGGAAAGGGGAGUGUACUCUCAUCUACCCUCACGACGGUACACCUUGUGGAAACAUGAGGUGGUGCCAACAAGGCAACUGUGUAUAUAGUGGAAAUACACGUAGCGUGGAUGAGUUAUGUCCUCUUGGAGAUGACCCUAACUAUGCCUGUACUUUGUCUGAUUGUGAUAGUACCAUACAUAUGCGAGCUCACUGCUGCCAGACAUGUCAACACGUAAUGUCUGUCGCUAUAACAACUACCCCAGUUACCAUGACAACAGACGACGCCACGAAAACAUCAACAGAUAUUUCCGAUUCCAACACAACAACAACGCCCAAAAACACCACAGUUGCCAUGACGACACCUAUUGUUACUACGACGAUAUCAGAACCUACGAAAUUGACAGUGACUGAUGUUGCUAAAAAUGCUACUACUGGUUCAAUGGAUACUACGACCUCGGAUUCCGACACAGUUGCCAUGACAACAACUAGUGUUCGACCAUCAAUUUCCCCGGUCAACAUAACAUCUCCAACCACGAUUACAUUAACCAGCUCAUCCACGACUAAAAAUAAAUUAAUGUCGUCAAACCAAUCACUGUCUACAUCAACGAGUCAAUUGAUGCCCUCUACCACAAGUCAGUCCUUGUCUGCAAAUCAGUCUGAUCCUGUGACACCAAUCACUUCAUCAGCGGGUACCUCACCGAACGCGGCACAGAUUGAUUUGUCAGAUUCAACUGGGGGGACGUCUUUGCCAGCCGAAAACUCACCCCGAUCUACGUUUAGUACUGCAAUCAAAACUACCACAACUCCACUGGGUACAACUGAAACUACAUUUGAAACAACCACCAAAUCAGCUACCACUGGCAUUGUACCAAAAAUCACCAUAAAAACAAUCCAAACAACUGUAUCUGCCGAAAUUAACAAAACAACUGUUCAUGGCAAUGGCAUUAGAAACCAAACAAUUCAAUCAGCAAGCACGUCUUCUCCAGCUCCUAAUCAAUUUCAAACUUCUAACAACUCACCUGCAACGUCUUCUAAUUUGCAUAGCAAUACAACUGUCCGCGUCUCUUCAACACUUCCCCCAAAUAACACGAGACCCCGUUCUUCACCAGAACCAGUUUCAAAAGCAACUGAUUCUACAUUUAUCAACAAUGCAUCAACUAAGACUUCGACCAUAUAUUCAACACAGAUUCCAACCUCUAUUGAGGCAUCAACAGAUUCACCGGUGAAUGCAACAAUCAGUACUAUUCUUCCAAUAACAAGUUCAACUGUCUCAAAAUCAACGAAUUCAAUUAGGAAUGUAACUGCUUUGACAACUGAUUCAACUUUGAGCAAUUCAACAGAUGAUGUGAAUAUUCAGCAAACAACUCCAAGAGCAUCAUAUGAUGUCACUGACGUAGUGUUCAAUUCAACAAAACCAGAAAAUUCAACUGUUAAUUCAAUACAAAAUUCAACUACAUUACCGAAUAACGAUACUGAUAUAAUUGAUAAAUCUAAACUAAAACCUAAUAAUACCAACAUUAUUGGGACAAAAAAGACUACAAUAUUGCCUUUUGAUUCAACAACCGAAGGCAUCCAGGAAGAUGUGAAUACAUUGAAUGCAGCAUCAAAUAUCUGCAAUUCAAACAAUGUAUUUAUAAUAACCACAGUUACAUUAAUUAUUAAUUUUUCUAUAAUAUUGAUGAUUAAGAUGUAAAAUGUACGGUAUUUCACUUGACAAUUUCCGUGAAUUUGGAACAUUUAUCAUACUCCGGUAAGUCAUAGGCCUAUACGUGUGUGAGAAUAUUAAUCUUAUAUCAGAGAACGGUCAUAGAAAUUAAAUUAAGAUUUUCACAUCAUUCAAUUAUUACCAAUCAGAUACAGUUUUUUGUUUUUUUGUUUUUUGUUUUCUAAAUUGGAAAAUAUCAACGAAUUGAUAUUUCUACAUAAUUUAAACAUGCUGUAUUAAGGAUAAAUUUGUGUCGCGUUCUCCAAAAUUGUGCAAAUUCCAGCAUCCUGCCAUCAAUGAUAGAGACUUGUGAAAAGACGAUCCGUUUUGAAUCAAAAGUAAAUUGCUCUGUCCUUUUCAUGAAAUAAUGAAUGGAGAUGGUCUUGAGACAACCUGAACUGCUCGGCAGUCGAAAAACCAACUCACCACAUCAUUCCAUUAAAUCGACAAAAGCGAGAUUCAAUCCGUAAAUAGAUCAAAUUUGAUAUGCUAAAUCGCUGACAAAAUAAUAAUUGUGACAGAUUGUAGAUAUUAAUACCGGUGUAACCUAUUCAGGGACUGGGAAGGCUGAGUCUAAGCAUGGCCAUUAACACUGCUUUGAAAAUUUGUAUGGGUCAUUUCUCUUGUCUAUGUAAGAUUUUCGAAUUUCUAUUUGCCAUUAGAAUUUGUAUGCGCUGUCUUUCCCAAACCCUGGUAUUCAUAUUUAUUUCAUACUUAACGCUAUCAUCACCCUCCUUUGUUAGUUUAUCCUUUUAUAUUUUUUUUGCAUUUCGCGAUAAGCGAUCUUUAGGAUGUUUAUUUAGGACGCUGUUUCAUUUCUUUCUAUAUCUUGAGUGCCAUUUUAUACUUUGGCGUUAUAUCAUGUUUAUUUUCAUCCCAUAUAGUAUGCUGGAACAAUACAAAUUUCCUUUUUAACUUGAUACAUAUCACUAUUGAAAGUUUUUACUCAUCUUUGGCUCGAAUAAUUGAAAUAUCUUGGACACAUUCUCAUUGAGUGUGACCUGUAUUCAUAAUCAAGUUACCGGUAUUUUGUAAAUCAAUUACGAAAUUUGAAUAUGCAUAAAUCUUAUGAAAGAUGAGCUCGGUUGUAUACUUAAUGUAUUGUUUUUUUAAUUCACUUCGUCCUUGUAUAAUGUAUACUUGUAGUUGUUUAAUUGCAUGGGGCUAAAGUUUCGCUAGUUCGCGGGCAUUGAAUUUCGCGCAAUAUCGCCUUAUCAACAUUCUGCAGUUAGCAACAGAACACUUCAUACAUUUACACUUCUACAUUCAAUAUAUAUAUUUACACUGUAUAUCAAAUUCACGGUAUAAAUUUUGGUUGGUUAUUUAUUUUCGCGCUAAAUUUAAUGACCGCAAACAGCGCAUUUAAACCCCGCGUGUAGUUUUGGGAAAGACUGUGAUAGUUUGUAUUUAUUCAUUUUGCGAGACAUUUUACCAGUAUUACAUGGUACCUGUGCUUCAGCACGUGUUAUCCAUAAUUAUUCAAAUUGGCGCAUUCACUUAUUCCCACGAAAUUAAAAAGUAACCAUUCUUUUGUUCUAGAUGUUAUAAUGUUUAUCAAAAACUUUUUUCGAAUGUGUCAUAGAAAUAGUCGUGUUUUUUAUUUUCUGUAAUGCACCAUAAAGCGACGACUAUAUGAA
Messenger RNA from Pecten maximus, 5608 nucleotides. RefSeq names its product flocculation protein FLO11-like. Bases 747 to 3959 code for a protein of 1070 amino acids. The transcript has 15 exons. NCBI's taxonomy places the organism in Eukaryota, Metazoa, Mollusca, Bivalvia, Pectinida, Pectinidae. Gene Ontology annotation, biological process: proteolysis. Gene Ontology annotation, molecular function: metalloendopeptidase activity. The record is from RefSeq and is a predicted model, not a curated record.